Molecule: messenger RNA, 129 nt
Organism: Paraglomus brasilianum
Lineage: Eukaryota; Fungi; Glomeromycota; Glomeromycetes; Paraglomerales; Paraglomeraceae
Source: the annotation of a GenBank genome assembly
UUUAUAACUGACGCAUUGCAAACACCAACUUUGGUUGGACACUUUGGUGGUUCACAAGGAGCCUAUACAUUGCCUAAUGGUGAUAUUCUGGGCCCAGAUGCUUCAGUUGUCCUUAGUACCAGGUUUUGA